UGGGCGCGUCUAGAUCGUAUAUUCGUUACUAGUGCGCUCUAAUGUAGGUCACAGCUGGUUCUCAUGUGUUCAUUUAUUUAUCAUAGUUUGGCACUACUCGUAACAAUGUCAUCUCUAUUGGAAAGGAUAUCAUCAUGUGAGCUUGACAAUGGUACAUUAUGCCCAACUGAAGACCUUAACGAAGACAACGCCACGAGUAAUAACCCUAAUAAGAAACCAGCUUCGGCAUCUUGUAAUCCAAUAUUAAAUACAAUACAAAAGUUGGAUGAUAUUGGGCAAAAAAUACUAGAAGUAAUAGACCCUUUGAAUAUAUUGUCCGCACCUUUAACAGCACUUCAGAAUUUAGGUUAUGAAGAUGUCUCGAGUACUGGAAGUAAAACUGGAAAUAUAGGAGGGCCAGGUUCAACAGAAUCGAAACCAGGAGUUAAAAAAGGAACAAGGGAUCCAUCAAAGUAUCAGAUAAACAAUCCGUCAGACAAGCCAGAAACUGAUUUAGACAGUUCCAAUGCUCAAGUUCAAUCAUCUCAAAAACAGCCUGUAGAAGAAACAAUGCAUUUAGAAGCAUCUUCUGAUACAGGAACUUCAGCCUCUACUAAUCCAUUACCAACAGUACCAUCUUCUGCACCGUUUUCCUCUGCGUCAAAGGUUUCAUCUGUUGAUCCCUCUACGAGUCUAUCAGGUACUUCAGAUUCGUCAGCAGUAAUUCCUUCUUCAACAUCAUCACCUGCCACAUCACAAUCUCCUACUGAAUCAAUACCGGUCACUUCUCCUUCAACAAUAAAACCAGCAGAUUCUCCAUCAAAAUUAGAACCAGCAAAUUCUCCUCCAGAAGAAACACCAGCUAGUUCUUCCACAGAACCGACACCAGCAAAAUCUCCUGCUGAGACGAAACCAAACGGUUCUUCUUCAGAGACAAAACCAAGCGAUUCUCCUGCAGAAUCAAUAAUUGCAAAUUCUCCCCCAGAAUCCAAACCAGCUAGUUCUCCCAAAGAACCAACACCAGCUAGUUCUUCUACACAGUCAACACCAGCCAAACCUCCUGCUGAGACAAAACCAAAAGAUUCUUCUGCACAAUCAAAACCAAGCGAUUCUCCUGCAGAAUCAACAAUAGCAAAUUCGCCCUCAGAAUCCAAACCAGCUAGUUCUCCCAAAGAAUCAACACCAGCUAGUUCUCCUACACAAUCAACACCAGCAAAAUCUCCUGCUGAAACAAAACCAAAAGAUUCUCCUGCACAAUUAAAACCAAGCGAUUCUCCUGCAGAAGCAACAAUAGCAAAUUCUCCCCCAGAAUCCAAACCAGCUAGUUCUCCCAAAGAAUCAACACCAGCCAAAUCUCCUGCUGAGACAAAACCAAACGGUUCUUCUUCAGAGACAAAACCAACCGAUUCUGCUGUAGAUGUAACACCUACAGGCUCAACAUCAAAUACUCCCUCAACACCAGUAUCUACACCCAAAACAAACUCUGAACCAUCUAAAUCAGAGAACUCAACUACUGAAUCUAAAAACUCCCCUGCAGAAUCUUCACAGGCAGCGCCUACAAAGUCUUCUACUCCAGAAUCCCCUGCCAAACAAUUGUCUUCUACAGGAAGCUCUUCGCCUUCUAAGGAGUCUACUUCGCCUGCAGAGUCUUCAAUUAAAACACCUGCCCCGAAAUAAAACGUUUUAGUUCAAAGCUUCACAGAUAAACGAGCAAGACAGUGGAGACAAUAAUAGGGUAGUGAAGGGUCCUGAAAGUAGUGUAAGGCUUAUUGGCUUAAAGUGCUGCCAUUGAGUGAUUAACAUGCAACCGGGUACGUUCGUUUGUGGUGUAUUCGACAAUCCCUCUUUUGUGAUUAUUGAUAUUAUGGUAUGACUUGAUACUUGUGAAAACCAUUCAACAUAAUCACGUGAAAAGGUAAUAUUAACAUAAUUAAUUAAGCUAAAUUUUUGGUAGUUUUGCAUGGUAGAGGUUAGCUGUAAGAAAGGACCAUAGAGUCAUAAG
Molecule: messenger RNA, 1981 nt
Organism: Macrosteles quadrilineatus (aster leafhopper)
Lineage: Eukaryota; Metazoa; Arthropoda; Insecta; Hemiptera; Cicadellidae
Product: sialidase-like
Exons: 2
Coding region: 64-1656 (530 amino acids)
Source: RefSeq, a predicted model, not a curated record